Mya arenaria is the source of this 565-nucleotide messenger RNA. RefSeq lists its product as uncharacterized. The record is from RefSeq and is a predicted model, not a curated record. Gene Ontology annotation, molecular function: protein binding. NCBI's taxonomy places the organism in Eukaryota, Metazoa, Mollusca, Bivalvia, Myida, Myidae. The transcript has 4 exons. The coding region runs from base 62 to 469 and encodes 135 amino acids.
GGCACAUAUUUAUCUGUGUAGAUAAUAACAUACAAGCAUACACAAAUAACUUCAAAUAGUCAUGAUAAAGCUCGCGCUUGUGAUUUUAACUUUCAGUUCGUUUUCAAGGGCGGGGACGGUUGGAAACGGCCGGGCCUGUGCCAUUGAGUGUCCGCAAGUGUACGACCCCCUGUGUGCCUCGGACGGUCGCACGUACGUGAAUGAGUGUUACCUGUCUCAGGCGCGGUGUAGCGACCAUGAACUUAACAUAAAAUACAAGGGGGAGUGUGCGUCCGUCCGUGCGAGAGGGAUCAUCUGUACCACGCCCUGGUGCUGGCCUACACAUGCGCUUGUCUGCGGGUCGGACGGUGUUACCUAUGAUAACCAGUGUGAGUUAAAUAACGCGAUGUGUGACAAUGAGCACCUUAAGACAGAGCAUUCCGGCCCAUGUGACGGCACAGACACAGUCACCGAUCUUCCCCUGGCCUAGUAACUUACAUGGCGAACGCCUCAUUUGUGCUGAAUUGACCAUUCUCAUUAUGUUUUGCAGUCAUGUGUAUUGUUCGUAAAUUACCGCAAACUGGUA